Protopolystoma xenopodis is the source of this 630-nucleotide messenger RNA. Lineage: Eukaryota; Metazoa; Platyhelminthes; Monogenea; Polystomatidea; Polystomatidae. The record is from the annotation of a GenBank genome assembly.
AUGUCGCUUGCGCCAAACCUACCAGUCGAAGUUAUUUCCAGUUUUCGAGCUUUGGAUCGGGAUGGAGGUACUGCUGGUCAGUUAGCAUAUCGUAUUGUGCUUUCUAGCUCCGUCCUUGUACAUCUUCUUCAACUUGACCCCUUUACGGGCGAUCUACGCCCAGCAAUCACAUCUCAAUCAUUCGCCCCACCUAGUUUCCCCAGCCCAGAAUUGAGGGAACGAUCGACGGCCUCAGCUACAGGCAUUCCAAGCUGGAGCUGGUUAGAUGAGAUGGUUGAGGUUUGGGAGCAACAAGCGGAACAGAUUUCCGCUGGGUGUCAGUCCAUGAUGGGGGAGACCGGCCAACUUGAUGGAAUGGUGAACUGGGAAGACGGUGAAAAGAUGCAGGAAACGGAGGAUUCUCGGAAAAUACGUUGGAAUUCGAAACAGAUGUCUUUUCCUUCGGCUUCUAUUAGACCAAACUCAAGCAGAAGCCCGAGAAUACCGCGCAACCUGGCAGACAAAGCUGAGAGAUAUUCUAAUUUUGGAACGUUUAAGACAGCAUAUGACUCAAUGGAAGCAAGUUUAAAGAGCUCAGAAACCAAGGAUGGUGCUUGGAGGAGUAUAAAGUUUCUUGUGGAGGCAAGGUAA